Saprolegnia parasitica CBS 223.65 is the source of this 273-nucleotide messenger RNA. RefSeq lists its product as hypothetical. The transcript is spliced from 2 exons. The record is from RefSeq and is a predicted model, not a curated record. The coding region runs from base 1 to 273 and encodes 90 amino acids. NCBI's taxonomy places the organism in Eukaryota, Oomycota, Saprolegniomycetes, Saprolegniales, Saprolegniaceae.
AUGCACUACCCGUACGCCCCGCGCAAUCGCCGCCGCCUCGCUCGCAUGGUGGAACGUCCCAACGCGGCGCAGAAGCGCCACGCGACGAGACUGACGACCGUGUGGACCCUGUGGAGAUCCACGAUGCGGACGAAGAUGCUGACGGCCAAGGCGCCGCAGGCUGGCCGGAAGGCGGCGCCCAAGGAAGCCAUGAAUGCGAUUCACUUUGACGAGCUUGAUCUCGCCAGCUCCCAACGCUUCAUCUCCAUACCACUCCGACCCAUGGACACGUAG